Trematosphaeria pertusa is the source of this 2720-nucleotide messenger RNA. RefSeq names its product kinesin family protein-like protein. Gene Ontology annotation, cellular component: kinesin complex; microtubule. The transcript is spliced from 4 exons. NCBI's taxonomy places the organism in Eukaryota, Fungi, Ascomycota, Dothideomycetes, Pleosporales, Trematosphaeriaceae. The coding region runs from base 300 to 2534 and encodes 744 amino acids. Gene Ontology annotation, molecular function: ATP binding; microtubule motor activity; microtubule binding. The record is from RefSeq and is a predicted model, not a curated record. Gene Ontology annotation, biological process: microtubule-based movement.
CUCGAAGCUUCAAGAGCACUCCGACUAUUCUGCCCGGCGAGCUGGCACAAUGCGCUGCCCGAAGAUGAUGUCUGCAUAGGCGGAUGGAGCAGUUCAGACUCACGUGCGCCCGAUUGUGCCCAGCCCUGGCGGUGUCGCCUAGGCAACGGGCCCCUGGAGCUGCAAUCAAACGCGGCCCAUCCGGAUGUACCUCUGCAAUUGCGAGCUUCGACGUCAGCGUAGCCCGGACAUUCUUUUCUCUGUAGACUUAGACAUUGUUCUGUUCUACGUUUCCUCAUUUCCUCUUGCAGACCCUCACAAUGAGCGUCAGGGUCGUUACCCGCAUCCGGCCGCUGCUCAAACACGAGCUCGACAAGGACAUUAUCGUCACUGCAGAGUCCCACGAAAACGAAAGCGGAACGAAAGGGCGGCCGACAGUCGUGCGGAUACCGAAUCCCAAGAACGAUGCGGAGUCGUUCAGCUUCCAAUUCAGCUCUGUUUACGAGCAGGAUGCGACGCAACAGGAGCUUUUCGAAGCAGAGAUAUCGCCGACCGUCAAGCAGCUGUUCAACGGCGUCGACCUAUCUAUCUUUGCUCAUGGUUGUACCGGGACCGGAAAGACUCAUACCAUGCGUGGCGGAAAGUCGUUAGCAGAUCGUGGCGUUAUACCCAGGUUGCUCAGCGCGAUAUAUCGCCGGUGUAAGAAGAUUGAGAAAGAUUCGGGCGGGUCCACACAGGUCGAGGUUGUGUUGGAAUACUACGAGAUAUACUGCGACCGCGUAUACGACCUGUUCGAGCCCCCGGAGAAGCGGACACCCUCUGGAUUGCCCAUUAGGGACAACAAUGGAAAGACUGUAGUGGUGGGUUUGACGGAGAAGCCAUGCGCAACAUUGAAGGAAUUCGAACAACUCUACGACCAGGCAAACACCAACAGAUCCACUUCGGCGACGAAGCUCAACGCGCAUUCGUCUCGAUCGCACGCUGUGCUUUGUGUGAAAAUCACCCAAACUACGGAAACCACAAUACGCAUCAGCAGAGCAUCCUGCAUUGAUCUGGCAGGAUCAGAAGAUAAUCGAAGGACGGACAACAACAAAGAGCGGUUGGUGGAAAGCUCUGCCAUCAACAAGUCACUCUUCGUUCUUGCCCAAUGUGUCGAUGCCAUCAAUAAGAAGCAGAGCCGAAUACCGUACCGUGAGUCUAAGAUGACUAGGAUAUUACGGCUAGGCCAGAACAACGGUCUCACGGUCAUGAUUCUCAACCUCGCUCCAACCCGGGCUUACCACCUCGACACGGUCAGCUCCCUCAAUUUUGCCAGUCGGACGAAAAAGAUUGAAGUAUGUGAAGUGGAGAAUGACCCGGUUCUAAGGACGAUGGUAAAGCCUCUUGUGGCUAUGAGUAGCAUCGGGGGAGCAAAUAUAAGCCGACAACCUCUGCGACCGCUCACAGCAGCCCACAAUGCGAAUAUGCAAGAGACGGACAAGAGGAAGCAGGGGCUGAAGCCUGUUAAGGCAUUCUCAGUAUAUUCUGAUGCCCGUAAAUCUCCUUCCCGCGCUUCUAGCCGUCCCGCUCAGAAUCAAGGCAUUCGACGAGCAGAGGCCCAUAAACGGCCGGCUGAAUCAAUGGCUUCACGGCCGUCCAAGAUGUACAGAGCAGCCGACAACACAUCGAAAUUCCGUGCAACAGAGCCCGCGAUGACGAAAGCAUCCAUCGAAGCUCUCAUUGCUCAGCGCAUAGACGAGAAGCUCGCCGAAAAGGCUCUCGAGGACCCUACGGUUGCCGCCCCCGCCCUGUCUACAGAGCUCCAAAAGCGUCUCGAUGAGCUUGAACAGCGGAUCAACGCCCAUGAAGACGAUGAGAGAGCAGAAGGCUACCAGUUUUUGCACAUGGGGAAGCAGCACAUUGCACGGGGGGAGGACACUAGCGCAUUACGAAUGUAUCGUUUAGCCGUGCCAUACUUUCCCGAUAACGAGAAGCUCAAAGCGAAGAUCCAUCGGCUGGAAGACCGCAUACGCGCAAAGAAGGAGGCAGAGGUGAGCGAGCACCCCACGGCGCCGUUGCCUGUGCCGCCCGUUCCCUCGUCGAAUCUCAUGGCGCCUUUGAGAGCAGAUAAGAGGUCUGCAAAACCAAGAGCAACGCGCAAGGACGAGUCCGAGGAUGAGGACUUUGCGCCCGUUCACGACUCGGAACCUGACGAAGCGUACGCGUCCGAUUCUAGCUUCAAGUACAAGAAGGCGGUCCGGAAAGCGAAGAAGAUUACCAAGAAGCUCCCCAUCUUCCGCGACUUGGACGAAGCGCCCCAAUUCUCCGGACCCACCUCACAACCCGGCGAGCAAACCCCGAGGACGGCUCAUCUGCUAAAGAUUAUCAAUUCGCGGGAUGUCAGUCGGAUUAAGGCACUGAAAGGAGUAGGGGCGAAGAAGGCAGAUGCCAUCGUCAACUGUCUAAUUGAGAUGGACGAUGAAGAGGUCUAUGACUUGGAGAGCCUCGCUAUGCUGAAAGGCGUUGGCGGAAAGACUGUGGAAAAUAUGCGCGUUGGACUGAGCGUUGGCGUAUAGGCCAAUACAUGAAGCUUCGAUGACUCCCGUCCUGAAGCGUUCUGUCUGCAAGCACGGUUUGGCGUUUGGGGCAUUUGGUCGGUAACGCGGGCACCUAGCAUUUGCAUGCAUAGCAUGGCGUUUUCGGUGCCUUUCCCUCUCUAAAGCACAUGCUCUUUCUAAUCGAUCCCUUGCUCGUCAGAGAUG